AUGGCUGACGAGAAGGAAUACAUCUCUUACAACAACGUUCAUCAAUUGGUGCAACAAUCUGCGGAAGGUAUAAAGCAUUUUAAACCAGAUAUCAUUAUUGCCAUCGGUGGUGGUGGUUUCAUUCCAGCAAGAAUCUUACGUACAUUUUUAAAACAACCAGGUGUACCAACGAUUAGAAUUUUUGCCAUCAUCUUAUCACUUUACGAGAAUGUUCAAAGUAGUGCAGGUGAUGCGGAACAAAUAGGUGUUGAAGUUCAAAGAACUCAAUGGAUUGAUUACGAACAAUGUAAGUUGGAUCUAGUUGGUAAGAACGUCUUGAUCGUUGACGAAGUUGAUGAUACAAGAACCACUCUUCACUAUGCUCUAAGUGAGUUGGAAAAAGAUGCAGCUGCACAAGCUAAGGCAAAGGGAAUAGAUUUGGAAAAGAGUCCUGAAUUCAAGACUACCUUCUCCAUCUUUGUUCUACAUGACAAAAUGAAGCCAAAGAAAGCUGAUUUGCCUGCAGAAAUUAUGAACGAUAAGCAUCGUUAUUUCGCAGCUAGAACCGUACCUGACAAGUGGUUUGCUUACCCAUGGGAAUCGGUUGAUAUCGUAACCCACACCAAGAGGGCCAUUGAACAGGGAAAUGAUGUUUUCUUGCCCUGA
Molecule: messenger RNA, 645 nt
Organism: Zygosaccharomyces rouxii
Lineage: Eukaryota; Fungi; Ascomycota; Saccharomycetes; Saccharomycetales; Saccharomycetaceae
Gene: HPT1
Product: hypoxanthine phosphoribosyltransferase
Exons: 1
Coding region: 1-645 (214 amino acids)
Biological process (GO): XMP salvage; IMP salvage; hypoxanthine metabolic process
Cellular component (GO): cytoplasm
Molecular function (GO): hypoxanthine phosphoribosyltransferase activity
Source: RefSeq, a predicted model, not a curated record